CUCAGCUCCCGGGAGCCCAGGAAGCCCCCUGCCCAGCGGGCUCAGAAGUGCCUGCUCCCGCUGCCCCGCGUCCGCUCCGUGGCGGAGCAAAGUUGUGGACGUGUCCCGAUAGCCGAGCCGGGGGCUGUCGCGACCGCAGGGUCGGCGCGCUCUCGCAGCGGCGCUGACACGCCAGCUCCGCCACCGCCUCGCACCCUGAGUCGGCCCCUUCUGGAAACUGCUUCUGCGGCUGAAACUUUGGGGCGAGGGGCUGCGAGCGGCUCCGCGCGGGGACGAGGCCUGCCGGCGCCCCUCCGCGCGGACUGCCUGGGCGCCGCGGACGGCAUGUGACGGCCCCGGCGGCGGCCGUUGCGCGGGAAGGCGCGGGCCCUGCGGGCUCUGGCCGCUGCGAGGAGGGGCUGCGCGGCGGCCGGAGAGAAGGCUGUGGUGCGCGGCCGACCCUUGCGGGCCCGGGCCCCGAGCCGUGCCGCCCGGCGCGCCCGGGCCCCGCCGAGAUUCGUUGCGCCUCCGCCUCGGCGCUGGGGCAUUCGCCCCAAACUCCCUGAACUUCAGGGGCAGCCCCCGAAGCGGCGAAACUCUCAGGGACCCCGCCGACCCCGGGCGGCGCCCCUCGACGACCUCCCCGCAACGAACCCCGGCUGGCCAGUGCCUGUAUUCGGAGGGCCUCGGGGGCCCGGCCGGAGCUGACCGGCCCCACCCCGGGGCCAGGCCACGAUGCUCAUGAGGAAAGUGCCGGUCUUCGUCCCGGCCUCCCCGUGGGGGCUGCGGCUGCCGCAGAAGUUCCUCUUCCUUCUCUUCCUCUCGGGCCUCAUCACCCUGUGCUUCGGGGCCCUCUUCCUGUUGCCCAACUCCUCUCGCCUCAAGCGCCUCUUCCUAGCCCCCCGGACCCAGCAGCCUGGCCUGGAGGUAGUGGCCGAUAUCGCCGGCCACCCUCUGGCCCGUGAGCGGGAGUCGCCUCCCAACCCGGCCCCCGCCGUGCCAGCCCCCGGUGAGGACGACGCCAGCAGCCAAGCCAGUACCCGCCGCCGGAAAGUGUGGCUGCGGCGCACCCACCCCACCGGGACUCGGGAAAUGGCCACGGCGGCCAGGAGCAGCGGCAGCACCGCCCUCAGACCCCAGGAGGGGGGCAUCCCGUUUAGCUUUGACUUCAACGCGUUCCGGAGCCGCCUCCAACACCCGGUCCUGGGGACCAGGGCAGAUGAGACUAAGGAGCCGCAGAGCCUAGUUCGAGCCCAGCGGGAGAAAAUCAAGGAGAUGAUGCAGUUCGCCUGGCGGAGCUACAGACUUUACGCCAUGGGCAAAAACGAGCUCCGACCACUCACAAAAGAUGGCUAUGAGGGCAACAUGUUUGGAGGCCUCAAUGGGGCAACCGUCAUUGACUCCCUUGACACCCUCUACCUCAUGGAGCUGCAGGAGGAGUUCCAGGAGGCCAAGGCCUGGGUAGAAGAGAACUUCCACCUAAAUGUGAGUGGAGAAGCAUCCCUGUUUGAGGUGAACAUCCGGUAUAUCGGAGGCCUCCUCUCCGCCUUCUACCUGACCGGAGAAGAGGUGUUCCGAGUGAAGGCCAUCAAGCUGGGAGAAAAGCUUCUGCCGGCCUUCAACACCCCCACGGGUAUCCCAAAAGGUGUUGUGAACUUCAAAAGUGGCUCCAAUAGGAGUUGGGGCUGGGCCAUGGCCGGGAGCAGCAGCAUCCUGGCUGAGUUCGGGUCUCUGCACCUGGAGUUCUUACACCUGACCGAGCUCUCUGGCAACCAGGUCUUCGCAGAAAAGGUCAGGAACAUCCGAAAGGUCCUCAGGAAGAUCAACAAGCCCUUCGGCCUCUACCCCAACUUCCUGAGCCCAGUGAGUGGGAACUGGAUGCAACACCACGUCUCGGUUGGAGGCCUCGGGGACAGUUUUUAUGAAUAUUUGAUCAAAUCCUGGUUGAUGUCAGCCAAGACAGAUGUGGAGGCUAAAGAUAUGUACUAUGAAGCCUUGGAGGCAAUAGAGACCUACUUGGUGAAUGUCUCUCCUGGGGGGCUGACCUACAUUGCUGAGUGGCGAGGGGGGAUUCUGGACCACAAGAUGGGGCACCUGGCCUGUUUCUCUGGGGGCAUGAUCGCCCUCGGCGCUGAGGAUGCCAAGGAAGAAAAGAGGGCCCACUACCGAGAGCUUGCAGCCCAGAUCACCAAGACGUGCCACGAAUCGUACGCCCGCUCAGAUACCAAACUGGGGCCCGAGGCCUUCUGGUUUAACUCGGGCAGGGAGGCCGUGGCCACGCAGCUGAGCGAGAGCUACUACAUCCUGCGGCCCGAGGUGGUGGAGAGCUACAUGUACCUGUGGCGACAGACCCACGACCCCAUCUACAGGGAGUGGGGCUGGGAGGUGGUGCUGGCCUUGGAGAAAUACUGUCGGACGGAAGCUGGUUUCUCCGGGAUCCAAGACGUGUACAGCAGUAUCCCAAACCACGACAACAAGCAGCAGACUUUCUUUCUAGCGGAGACACUAAAGUAUCUCUAUCUUCUGUUCUCUGAAGAUGACAUGCUCUCCCUGGAAGACUGGGUGUUCAACACAGAGGCCCACCCCCUCCCCGUGAAUCACUCGGACAGCUCCAGCAGGGCUGGGGGCCGACUCUGACCCGUCUCCCUGCCGCACCCGGGGCCCCGGAGGGCUGCCUUGCCUUUUCAGGAUUUGGGACUGUUCUCAAAGGGAUUGGGAACAUAGGCCCCAUUCCUGGCAGACCCAGGGCAGAUGUGUCGGACAAGAAACUUCUUUUCCUCUGUGAGGAGACAGGACUUGGAGACGCAGUGAUGUCCCCCCAGGCCCAGACUUUCCUUUCUACGGAGAAUUUCUAUGAAACCCACUCACUUGCCAUUGUAGGGCCCAGUGAAUGGAGGUUUGCAUAUUGUCCCCAUGCCUUUGAUUCACUUCCUCUCAUUUGGGGAAGGGUUUUUUUGUUUGUUUGUUUAUUUUGCUUGAUUUUGCCUUUUCUCUGCAGUUGUGUUUUAUCACAAAUUACAAAUACAGUUUCAGAAUCAUGGGCUUUCCAAAGCAGCAGCAUCUUGAGAAACUAAACCUUAAAGUGUUUGCACACAGACCUUGACCCCAUUUUCUAGAUCUUAAAUGCCUUCUGCCGAACAUUUACUAUACGUUCAACUACGUGGCAUUUACCUUAUAAUUUGAGGGGGCGUUCCCUUUUUAUUUGGGCCUCAGUGUUAACGAAUCACUAGUGCUAUUUUCAUUAUUGUAAUGGGAAAACCUGUAAACUUACAAUAAAAGAGUUUAUUGAAUAAGAAAUACAACUGGGUUCAUUGCACACCAGUGACUCCUGGGAAAACCACAGCAAUGUUAUCACCCAGAAAAAUAAUCAACCAGCAGUUGAUUUGACAUACAAUUUAGUCACGACUCCAACUUCUAAUGCCUUCCCUUAAAUUUGUCUUAAAAAUUCAGGAAGGUUGAAGCCAAUCCUUUAAAUGGAGUUGGAUGUUUAUACUUAAGGCUUGGAAGAGGCCCAGAGAGGGCCAGCAGCUUGCCUGAGGUCAUCAGCUGGUAGAGGCAGGGGGGAGCCCAGUCCCUACAGUGUGCUCAGGACCCCCGUUGUGUGUCCAUCAGUUCUCAUUCAGGAGACACGUGGUGAGUGCCCGUAGGAGACCAGAUACUGGGCUAGCUGCUAGGGACACAGCCGGGAGUGAAACAGUUGUAAACCCUGGCCUCAGGGAGCAUACAGCCAAGCAGGGGGAAGAUGGCCCAUAAAGUAGACGGACAGAUAAGCAACAUGACUGCGAGUCACGUGAACUGCUACAGAGGAGAUGUGGGGCCGAGGCAUCUGUGGCCAGGGAUCAUCUUAGGGCAGCAAGGAGAGCCUCUCGGAGCAGUUGACUUUCAAGCUGAGACCUGGAAGAUAAGAACGAGCAGCGGGAGGAGUAUCCCACAAACCCACUCUCCCCAGUGACAUUACCUGCUCCCCCCACCCACCCAGAAGCCCAACACCUUGAGGCCAUGUGCAGAACAAGGAGUUGAGGCAGGUUGUCUCACAGCUGACCACACAGGGGCAUUCUGAACCCUCCCCCACGCUCAGCUGCUUCAUUUUGGCCAUUAUAAACUUGAGUAGCCCCUGGGGUAUUGAAGCCCUAGGCCAAGUGACCUGGCUUUACGUCCACACAGUGGGACCCUGGAUAGGUCACCUCACCUCUCAGGCCAUUCUUCCAUCAAACAGAGGGAGGAACCUCCCACAUUCCAAGGUUGCUGUGAGAAUAAGUGGGAACCACUGGCGCCCUGGCCAUGUGGGAAGGCCUUCUUCCUUGUUCUGGAGACACAGAUGCUUCCAGAAUCUUCUUAAGCAGUCAGAAUUAUGAGGGAGCCAUCCCCGUGGCAGGAAACCUGGUGUUUGGUGAGUAAGUCCCUGCCUGAACGCAGGAAGUCACUUCACUUUUGACAGGCUCUGGAGACCUGCCUGUGUCCAUUAAAACAAAUAAACAAACAAAAAGACACACACAAAAAACAAAAGCAAAACAGAAAAACCCACUGUACAAGCAUUGUGGAAAAGGUGAGGAAUAUCUUUAUGCUAAGCAGAAAGAAAACCAUCCACCAUUCUACCCUCCAGAAUGAAUACUGUUAUAUUUUCUUCUAGAUCUUUUUCUAUGAAUGUACAGAAUAUAUUUUGCAACAUGGCACCUUACUGUGCAUACUGUUCUACUGUAAUCUGCUUUUGCUCUCAACUAUAUUUUGUGAAGACCUUUCCAGGUCAACAAAUACACCUUUAUCACUGUU
Molecule: messenger RNA, 4749 nt
Organism: Enhydra lutris kenyoni (northern sea otter)
Lineage: Eukaryota; Metazoa; Chordata; Mammalia; Carnivora; Mustelidae
Product: mannosidase alpha class 1C member 1
Exons: 12
Coding region: 715-2616 (633 amino acids)
Biological process (GO): carbohydrate metabolic process; N-glycan processing
Cellular component (GO): endoplasmic reticulum; Golgi membrane; extracellular exosome
Molecular function (GO): mannosyl-oligosaccharide 1,2-alpha-mannosidase activity; calcium ion binding
Source: RefSeq, a predicted model, not a curated record